This is a messenger RNA of Postia placenta MAD-698-R-SB12, 825 nucleotides long. RefSeq lists its product as hypothetical. The coding region runs from base 1 to 825 and encodes 274 amino acids. The record is from RefSeq and is a predicted model, not a curated record. The transcript has 3 exons. Lineage: Eukaryota; Fungi; Basidiomycota; Agaricomycetes; Polyporales; Adustoporiaceae.
AUGAUAUGGCCGACUUGCAACGAAUUCUCCGAUGAGGCGGAAGCGGCUCCUGCAAUCAUAGUCAACGGCAUCCAGCAGGUCGUCCGGGGGUCGACGGUCAAGGACGACGCUCCCACCAUUCAAUGCUCAGAUAUAUCGAGCGAAGCUAAGGACCAUGAGGCGAUGCACGACCAUCCCGCUGCAAAUUGCAGCGCGUCGUCCUCAGCCUCCUCGUUCUCUAACUUAUGGGUGAAUGUCCAGCGGUCCCCGCCAACCUGCUACGCCGAUGCACAGCCACCCAUCGAGCCCGGGUGUACAAUCCCGUUUUGGAACAUGGCCGAGUCCGACUGCUUAGACACUGAAUACAACAGAGAUACCCUAGGCGCGGAGCGAGAAGAAAAAGCAAUGCAGAGAGAGAUGCUCGUGCAGCCCCCGCCUUUGCUGAACGCAACCGAAAGCGAGAUGCAGCUGUUCCACGGCCCGGCCGUACUGGCUGUGACUCCCGGCUCGAUGAUGUCCUUACGUCCUCCAUCCCUCAAAGUCCGCGUGUUAGAUGAGAAUGCGUUCCUCGCCGAUCAGAGUCUCCCCGCGCGGUGCAUUCAGGAAGACCCACUCCUCUUCCGCCUCUACCCUGUCACGUUCGAACAGACACAGCGGAGCGCCUGUCCCUGGCUGUGUAAGCUGUGCGUGCCGCGCGGAAUACGGUUCCCGUUGAUCCGGUUCUGGACUGAACACCCCUACGCUAUCUCCAUGUUUGACUGUCCACGGGACACGCAUGCACAAGAAGUAUUGGUACAAGCGUACCUACAUUCUACAGAGGCGGUUAAUGUUACUUUAGAGACGUGA